Molecule: messenger RNA, 390 nt
Organism: Didymodactylos carnosus
Lineage: Eukaryota; Metazoa; Rotifera; Eurotatoria; Philodinida; Philodinidae
Source: the annotation of a GenBank genome assembly
AUGAUUGUAAUGCGAUUCCUAAUACGAUAUACCUUGACGAGCUUAAACAAAGCACAAUUUUAUAAUUUAACAAAAGAGAUAGUAGUUUCACCAAUUCGUAAUACGUCAAUUAGAUCGAUACGUACAGCGGUGGCCUGUUUAUUAUGUAAAUUAUGGUUGGAUUUAUCUAAUACAGUUCUGGGUUUAUUAUUCGAAUUACCAGAUAAACAAGCUGUAUCUCGAGUUAUUGAAAGUGCUAGAAAAGCACUAUUGGAAAGUUUUGUUUCCGAUCACCUUGAAUUUUCUCAUAUUAACACGGAGGAAAAGCUGAUUUUGAGCUGUUUUCGAUUUGGGCCGAUUUUGAGCCAUUUCAAAUCGAUUUCAAGCGAUUUUGGCUCAAAAUCGAUUUGA